AUGGCUGGCGGCUCACUGAAGCAAGCAGCUGAAUCAGCCCGGAACAAGACUACUGAAGUCAUGGGUGUAGCUAGGGCCGACGGAGCGGCUGUCGCUCACGAUCUUCUGCACACCCCGUGGAUGAGGGCAGCUCUUCCCUUCAUCAAUGGUGGCCUCAGUGGCAUGGUCGCUACCACUGUCAUCCAACCAGUGGACAUGAUCAAAGUCAGAAUUCAACUUGCUGGCGAAGGCACUUCGGGCGGCCCCAAGCCCACUCCUAUCGCGGUUGCUCGACAGAUUGUUGCUAGUGGCAGGGUCCUUGACCUUUACACUGGUCUGUCUGCGGGUCUCCUGCGACAAGCGGUGUAUACGACUGCCCGCUUGGGAUUCUUCGACACUUUUAUGGGUUCCCUGACGACUAGAGCCAAGAGCCAGGGUCGUGAUGUCGGGUUUGGCGACAGGGCUACUGCUGGCUUGGCUGCAGGAGGUGUGGCCGCAAUGUUCGGUAAUCCCGCCGAUCUGGCUCUUAUCCGCAUGCAGAGCGAUGGCUUGAAGCCUCUAGCUGAAAGGAAGAACUACAAGUCUGUCAUUGAUGCUCUAUCCUCAAUUUCCAAGAGUGAGGGUGUUGGAGCCUUGUGGGCUGGCGCAGCACCAACUGUCGUCCGUGCCAUGGCCCUCAACUUUGGACAGCUUGCCUUCUUUAGCGAAGCCAAGGCUCAACUCAAGAAGAAUACCGAUUUGUCAGCGCGAGCUCAAACACUAAGCGCUAGUGCUGUUGCCGGUUUCUUUGCCAGUUUCUUUAGUUUGCCAUUCGAUUUCGUCAAGACUCGACUGCAGAAGCAACAGAAGGGCCCCGAUGGGAAGCUUCCCUAUAAGAGCAUGGCUGACUGCUUUACCAAGGUGGCCAGGCAAGAGGGCCUCUUACGAUUCUAUCGAGGCUUCGGUACAUAUUAUGUCCGCAUUGCCCCUCACGCGUAA
This is a messenger RNA of Metarhizium acridum CQMa 102, 957 nucleotides long. It is a transcript of the gene MIC33, whose product is annotated as putative mitochondrial 2-oxoglutarate/malate carrier protein. The record is from RefSeq and is a predicted model, not a curated record. Gene Ontology annotation, biological process: transmembrane transport. NCBI's taxonomy places the organism in Eukaryota, Fungi, Ascomycota, Sordariomycetes, Hypocreales, Clavicipitaceae. Gene Ontology annotation, molecular function: transmembrane transporter activity.